CGUCCCCCACCGCCUCUCCACCACUAUUUGAACACAGCAAGCGAGCGUUUUUGGAUUGGAUUGGGUUUGCUCGGUAUCAGCAGAGCGCAGCCUUAACACCUGGGUGGCCUUCAAGCGCUCGCACCUCUUGGAGCAACAGCAGCAGCAGUAACAGCAGCGACUCCAACGUCAACAGCGGCGCCUUUGUCUUCCUUUGUAGCUGUUCAAAUGCUGUGGACUGUGCACUUGGAGGGUGGCCCCCAGCGGGUCAAUCACGCCGCUGUGGGCGUGGGCGAUUUCAUCUAUAGCUUCGGCGGCUACUGCACUGGCUACGAUUAUCGCCACAACGAGCCAAUCGAUGUCCAUGUCCUGAAUGCCCACACCAUGCGCUGGUCGCUGGUGCCGCAGCAGCUGGACGAGGACGGGGAGCCGCUCAAGUAUCCGCAUGUCCCCUUCCAGCGCUACGGUCACACAGUGGUGGCCUACAAGGACCGCAUCUACAUCUGGGGCGGUCGGAACGACGAGUACCUAUGCAACGCCCUAUACUGCUUCGAUCCGAAGACGGCCAAAUGGUCGCGUCCACCGGUCACCGGCGGCCUGCCGGGAGCACGUGAUGGCCACUCCGCCUGCGUGAUCGGCAACAGCAUGUACAUCUUCGGCGGCUUUGUGGACGAGAUCAAUGAGUUCAGCAGCGACGUUCACUCGCUCAAUCUGGACACCAUGGAAUGGCGCUAUGUGCAAACCUUUGGCGCUCCGCCCAGUUACAGGGAUUUCCAUGCGGCGGUCGCCUACGAGCAGGAGCGCAUGUACAUCUUUGGCGGGCGCGGGGACAAGCACAGUCCGUACCACAGCCAGGAGGAGACCUACUGCCACGAGAUCGUCUACCUGGACAUGAAUACCAAAGUGUGGCACCGUCCGUUUACGGCAGGCAAGGUGCCCGUUGGCCGCCGCAGCCACAGCAUGUUUGUGCACAACAAGAUGAUCUAUGUGUUUGGGGGCUACAACGGCCUCCUGGAUCAGCAUUUCAACGAUCUGUACACCUUCGAUCCGCGCACCAAAUUGUGGAAUCUGAUCCGUGCCAAUGGCAAGCCACCGACGGCUCGCCGAAGGCAAUGUGCCAUUGUGAUGGCCACCAAAAUGUUCCUGUUUGGUGGCACCAGUCCCAGAGGCGAAGCCGCCUCCAUUGAUGCCGUCCCAUUGCCUUCAAUGACCGCCACGCUUACCCAGGAGGCGGCCGGCGGCGGUGCAAACGGAGGAGCACCGACGGGCGUGGCCCUGAUCGAUUACAGUGAUCUGCAUGUGCUGGACUUUGAUCCGACCCUAAAAACGCUGGCCACGAUGGUAGUGCUGGAGCACCAGCUGGACAUCUCGGGGCUGCCGCGUAGCUUUCGCUCCGACCUGCAAAUGCUCACACUGCCGAACAGUAUUAGCCGGCCGAUAAACCAGGCCGGCUAGCAGCCCAAAGGGCAGCUGGAGACGGUUGUGUGAACGAACGUCAACUGCCACAACUAAAACUACACUGAAUCUGGGAGCCACUAGUCCGGUUCCUGGUACUUAAAACCAUGGUAGGAGCGAGCUCGAAUUGCACAUAACGCAGCGAUAACAAGAACGAUGAUGACGAGAAAAGGAGAGAAGUGAAAAUGGAGAAGGACGAGACCAUGAUGCAACCACAUAACCACAUCAUGCAGGCAAAAACUGAAAACCUGACAUAGUUGCAUCAUGGCAGACACUACGAAGAGAGAGAAGCCCCUUGCUGUUGGUACACACUUAUAAACAAAACAAAAGCCCCAAAUACUUGAAAACUGCGAAUGACACUAUGAAUGCUGAUAGCGCUGUAGUUUGUAAAACAUUUGUAUCAAGAAGCCCAAAUAAAAACUCCAUUAACUAUAUAA
Drosophila kikkawai is the source of this 1871-nucleotide messenger RNA. RefSeq names its product kelch domain-containing protein 3. Gene Ontology annotation, molecular function: protein binding; chromatin binding. Gene Ontology annotation, cellular component: cytoplasm. NCBI's taxonomy places the organism in Eukaryota, Metazoa, Arthropoda, Insecta, Diptera, Drosophilidae. The record is from RefSeq and is a predicted model, not a curated record.